AUGGCUUGGAAUGUACCUGGCCCGAAGGUCGACGCUCUUCAGGACGGCGUCAAAGACCAUGGAGAAGCUGGUGGAGGAGCUCCAGACCACGAACCACCAGGGGUCGCCACAGUCCAACGAGCCGGCGGGAGCAUCAUCGUCCUCAGCUUCAGCGUCGGCACCAGUGCCGACGGCGCCAGCAGCAGCAACAUCAAGCGUCUCACCUUUGACGACGCAGCCAACACCACCGGCGGCGGCGGUGGCGACGAACACGGCAAACACGUCCUCCGCAGGGGCGGCGUCGGCUUCGGUCUCGGCCUCCCACUCCCCCCUGUCGAGACGGAAGGCCAGCAGCGCAAGCCCGUCGUCCGGGAACCCUGA
Molecule: messenger RNA, 360 nt
Organism: Colletotrichum gloeosporioides
Lineage: Eukaryota; Fungi; Ascomycota; Sordariomycetes; Glomerellales; Glomerellaceae
Exons: 2
Coding region: 1-360 (119 amino acids)
Source: RefSeq, a predicted model, not a curated record